GUUGUUUGUUUCAUUUUACCUUGGUAACAAUGUAGUAGUUUUUGGUAACAAUGUAGUUGUUGAGAUGUCUCCUGGAUGUUUUCAUUACAUAAGUUGCAGCACAAAUAUUCCGGUAGUUAUUCUGCUGAUGUUCUAGAUUCAAUCGACGCAUCCAUAAAAAGUACAUUUCAAUUUGUUAUGAAAAACUAUAAACGCCUCGGUAAAAAUGGAGCUCGUGCGAGAGUGGGCGACCGAUUCCGGCAGUCGUGAUUGUAGCACGGAAGUAAUACCUCGAAACCUGAGCUGGAAUCGAGAUUUGCUACUCACGUCAUGUGACGACCACGUGCUACGUCUCUUUAAGCUGCAGAAGGAUGAGGCCGCUCCUAGCGGAAAUGAGCAGUCUACAACUUCUUCUAGGAAAGCAACUGCGCAUCAUGAGGAGAAGCCUACUUUUAGCGUGGAUCUGUAUGCAGAGCAUCCGUGUGGAGAAGCCAUUUUAGACUUCUUGUGGACUUCUAAGGAAGGAUCCAGUCCACACGCUACUACUAGCAAUCCGGCAGAACAUACUUCAUUUUUUGUCUCCUGCACUGGCCGACCCAUCCAGCUGAUGCGAAUCGAGGCGAAGAAUCGGGAUGGAGAAGCUGACACAACCGAAGGAAGAGCAGAGAUUCAUGUGGGUUCGUCUUUUCCUGGUUACAACCACGUUGACGAGGUUACGCACGCAUACUCGCUUGCGUGUUCGCGACACCACUUAUUUGGCGGAUACGAGAGUAGCGUCAAAGUAUUUGAUGUGAAUAUGCCGGGACGUCGAUGUGUUGUCGAUCUGCUGACGAAUACGCGAAAGCGAAAUUUUGGGCGAGAUCACCCUUCGGGCAUCAUUUCUGCGAUCGCGUUUCGGUCUGAAACGGCUCUGCUUGCAGGCGGAAGCUUGACGGGGAAGUUGGCGCUCUAUGAUCCCUUCCGCUCUGCUACGGGUCCCGCAUUAACGCUUGCGCGCGAAGGCGGAGUAGAAUUUGAGCGCAUUCUUUCCGCGGAGCAGCAGCGGAUAAAUGACGGCUCGUCCUGUGCUGAAUCAUCUACUCUUCCGAAAAUCUUUGGAGGCCGCGCUGCGCCAGCUGGAGCGAGAAAAAAGGCUGCGGCAAAGCGCAACGCGCACUUUGUUCGAACACUGGUCGAUGUUGGGAGAAUGGCAGACUCGACGAACAGCACUGAAUUAGAACCCGAAGCCGAUGACGGUUAUUACAACAGUACCAGCACUUCUAAGCCUAACCUGAAGAAUAAGAUGGGUGGCGUGACGCAGCUUGAGUGGAUCGAUGAUUUCUUUUUACUCUCUGGUCACAGGAAAGACGAAUGUCUGCGACUAUGGGAUAUUAGGAUGCCGAAGCAGCCCCUGGACUUCCCGCAGAGGACAGAUUAUGAUGCUGAACAAGCUGAGCAUCAGGUUUCUGAAUUCGAAGCGGAAGAAGACGUGAGGAUAGAACAAGGCCUUUUUGGUCAAGGCAAGGCAGAGGAUCAAUUAUAUUCCGGCUGUCCAGUGUUAUCACAGCCUGUUUUCCGAUUGCCUCGCUCGACGCAGCGCACGCACCAACGAAUCAAAUUCUGCACUGCUGGCGUGUGUGCGAUGAGCGGGGACGAUGCGGGCAACUUGCAUUGGUAUAGGCUAGACACGGGGGAGCGGGUGCGAACAGAAUUUUUGGGUCACGACGAGGUAGUGCCAGCGGUGGACUGGAGUCUCGACUUCCCAGUGGUCGCGACAUGCCGCGGCAGUCGCAAAUACGCCGACUUUGGCCGAGACUUGGGAGAAAUCGCUAGAGAGGGACAGCUCCAACACUUGGCUGGAGAGCCGGAAGAACAGAACGAGUUGGAUCGUAAUGUAGCUGGACUCAGCUCCUGCAUCGGCAGUAAAAGUCCUUCAUUAAAGCGACGACGUGGGGAGGACGACAUCGUUGUGAUGCCCGAUAGUGCUAACGCAUCUUCGUCGCGAAGCAUUGCCGUCCAAACAGUGGCCUCUGGCGACAGCGCGGCAGAGCAAACUGCAGUUGCGGGGGAAGAUGGAGAUGUGGCUCAACAUAGUAAUGUUCCAAUUGCAAAGCAGCCGUCUCAUCAGAAUGCAAUUUCCCUAUGGAGAAUACUGGAGAUUACCGAUACUGACGCGGUAGAGGCCGUCCGCGAUGAAUUACAGGAGUGUGGCGCGGCUGCCACCAGUAGUUAAACUUCGGCUCUCAUGUCCGACAAAAAAUCUUUCGACACCUGAUUCCUGGAAAUGAACAUCUUCAAUAGAAUCCCUCUGCUUCCUCUGAGGCUUUUUCCCCUUUCCUCUGCCUUCUUGGCACAACACACAAAAACAAUUACUUACAAUUGUUUUAC
Amoebophrya sp. A25 is the source of this 2346-nucleotide messenger RNA. The record is from the annotation of a GenBank genome assembly. Lineage: Eukaryota; Dinophyceae; Syndiniales; Amoebophryaceae.